AUGAGUCGUUUGGUAAAAUCUCGUGCUUCUUUACUUUUACAACAACGUUUGUCUACUAUAACACAACGAUCUCUUGUUCUUAACUCUUCAUUCUCUCGACAUAUGACUUCUUCCAAUAAGACUCUUACCAAUGCCAAUCGUCGUUUGAACACUACUGCUCAAUGGCUUCAACCUAAACGCCAAAUGUCAACAAGUCAUGAAUCCAUUGCAGCUGCUGAACAAGCUCAAGCUGAAGUCCUUCAUCGAAAGAAUCUCAGUGUACGCGAAAUCAUUUUGAAUCGACCUUCUAAAUUGAAUGCUUUAAAUUUGAACAUGGUACGCGGUAUUAUUCCAGAACUCAAGGCGUGGGAAAAAUCCGAUUUGGCAAAGAUCAUUGUCAUCAAAAGUGAACCAGGAACAGCUUUCUGUGCUGGUGGUGAUGUCAAAGCUGUGGUUGAUUUAGCUGCUGAAGGUAAACAAACGGAUGCCGCCAAGUUUUUUGAAGAAGAAUAUCAAAUGGAUCAUUUGAUUGCUACUUUGGAAACUCCUUAUAUUUCUGUGAUGGAUGGUGUUACUAUGGGUGGCGGUGUUGGUCUUAGUGUUCAUGCUCCUUUCCGUAUUGCUACUGAAAAUACUUUAUUUGCCAUGCCUGAAACCAAGAUUGGAUUUUUCCCUGAUGUGGGUGGAAGUUUCUUCUUACCUCGUUUGGAUGGACAAUUGGGGAUUUAUUUGGGUUUGACUGGUAAACGUUUAAAGGCUGUGGAUGUGUUAUAUGCUGGUGUGGCUACUCAUUAUAUCCCUAGCUCUCGUCUUCCUGCUUUGGAAGCCCGUUUGGCUGAAUUGGAUGCACCUACUCAUGAUAUUAUCAAUGGUGUAUUGGAUGAAUUCUCAGGUGAAUUGGAUCAAGAACCUUCUUUCUCUUUAGGUGGUGAUAUUCGUGCUGCUAUUGAUCGUUGUUUCAAAUAUGAUACCAUGAAGGAAAUUGUUGAAGCUGUUCAAAAGGAAGAAGAAGCCAACCCUGCCUGGGCAAAGGAAACUCUCAAGUAUCUUAAUAGUAUGUCUCCUACCUCACUGAAGGUGACCUUACAACAACUUCGUAGUGGUGCUACAUUGUCCAUUGCUCAAUGUUUCAAGAUGGAAUAUCAUUUGUUACAAAAGUUUGUAUCUGGUCAUGAUAUGAAGGAAGGUGUGUAUAAGACUUUAGUACAUCGUGGACAACCAUCUGAAUGGGAACCUGCUUCAUUAGAUCAAGUGGAUGAUAAGAAGAUCAAGUCUGACUACUUCAAUGCCCCUUCUCCUUUGACUUUACAAUUGCUUUCGACCAAGGACUUUAAGCAAUAUCCUCAUCGCAAGUACAUGCUUCCUACCGAAGAAGAUAUCAAACAAGUCGUUACUGGUGAAGCCGCUGAUGUUGGUAACUAUGCUUUAACUCGUGAAGAAAUCGUGAAUUAUUUGGUUCGUGAACGUAAAGGUAAACAAGGUGUCAAACAAAAGGUCACUGAAGUUCUCGCUCGCAAGACAAAGGUGUUACAAAAUCAAGAUGGACAAACUUUGAAAUGGGUCUAUUAG
This is a messenger RNA of Halteromyces radiatus, 1548 nucleotides long. Its product is annotated as ClpP/crotonase-like domain-containing protein. The record is from RefSeq and is a predicted model, not a curated record. Gene Ontology annotation, molecular function: 3-hydroxyisobutyryl-CoA hydrolase activity. Bases 1 to 1548 code for a protein of 515 amino acids. Gene Ontology annotation, cellular component: mitochondrion. Lineage: Eukaryota; Fungi; Mucoromycota; Mucoromycetes; Mucorales; Cunninghamellaceae. The transcript is spliced from 7 exons. Gene Ontology annotation, biological process: L-valine catabolic process.